Messenger RNA from Mytilinidion resinicola, 2871 nucleotides. RefSeq lists its product as uncharacterized. Bases 1 to 2871 code for a protein of 956 amino acids. The transcript is spliced from 2 exons. Lineage: Eukaryota; Fungi; Ascomycota; Dothideomycetes; Mytilinidiales; Mytilinidiaceae. The record is from RefSeq and is a predicted model, not a curated record.
AUGGCCAGAUAUCUGGUAAAUCAGCAUAUCGUUACCCCCAGCCAGCGGGACUCUCUCCAGGCUGAGCUCGUGGGGCGGAUGCAAGACGAAGGCCUCAGCAGGCUUGAAAUGUCGAUAGACCUUGACAGGAGAACCUUUGAGGCAUGGGAAACCAGGAUCUUCAACGAAUAUGAUGUAUUCCGCAACACGGACUAUAAGUCCAAGAACCACAUAAAAAGAUGGCUGAGGUAUCUCAGAAAAACCAAAUGCGGGCCUCCUCAGCUUCAGGAAGCAAAUAAAGCCAAUUCCCGGAGAGUUCCUAGCCAGGGAUCAAUCAGCUCCUCGUUUGGACCGCAGCCUGUUCCUGUGGCCGAUCCCUUGCGGCCACGAUUUAACCCCCUGAAUCCAAAUAUAUCAUCCUCAAAUCAUGCACCUAUAAAUCUCCCACGAAUACGCCUCCCACCUAUGCUUUUCCCAAAGCCACCGCGAGUCAAUCAGCAGCCAAUCGCUUUGCCGCUAGUUCAUAAACACGUACAAGGGCAAAUAAGCACUCCAGCCUCAGAAGUCUUGCCCACCAACGGUCUGCAUCGAGAGUUUCCGCCUUCACAAUCUACAUCUCAGCACUUCGCUUCUCUGAUGAAUCGACCUUCAAUGGAGCAAAGAUUCACAGUUUCAUCUACAACCUACCCGCAAAUGAGCUUUCUGACUCCAGGGAACCUGUCUACUAUUCGAGGCACAACGUACGUUUCCGAGGUCGAGAACACUGCUUCACGAAGGACAGGAGUAGUUCGAAGCGUCGAUUACGAUCGCUCUCGUAAAGCACAGCACCUACCCGAGGCCUCGCAAGUGGAUAUUAUUCAAUUGUCUCCACUUGACGAGGAUUUACGUGCUGAGCAUCUGAUUGAUCAGCCUCCCAUUAAUACGUUAUCAAUCGAUAAGCCAUCGAUUGCCAGGCCUAGCAUUGAUCAGAUCUCAAGCAAUCAGGCUCAAAUCAUCGAAGUGACGAGCGAUACACCCCCAGGAUUACCGGCUCGAGGAGCUCCACCGCCAGCAAAGCGUUCAGAUUUGGGGCACAAAACGCAGGGCCCAGAGUUCGCUUUGCCGAUGAAGCCAAGCCCCAGACAAUGGCGGUCCCAGAGUAUGCCAGCAAGACAGGGUGGUAGUGGUCAGUCAACGGAACGCGUGGCACUGGAAGCCGAAUUGCCUAAAAGCCCGCCAACUGAAAUCAUCGCAUCGGGAAGCGCAGUACCUGUGAGUCAGUCACAGAGAAACCAGUUACCGGGGAGUCAACCGUGUGAUAAUCAGCUGGUUCAAUCUCAGUCAACCUCAAGUACCACUUCUUCGAGUGUUCUGCCUCUCGCCGUUUCAUCUCUAUCUAAAGGCCCGGCAUCAUCAUCCCGACUGGCGCGACAUGCAACAUACCUCGAACUUGAUACUCCAUGCACUCAAGUGCCUAAAUCGAGCGAGAUGCAACUACAAAUCUACGACCUCGACAGACAAGACCUAUAUCCCAUUUCCGAAUGCAUUAGCCUGUCAGACAUUACAGACGACUUGAACCAGCAUUCUUUCUCAUGGGAGACGUUCCAGGAGCUUCUCGCCGAGACGGAGCUGGAAUAUUCUCUGACACAUCACUCGAUCCUAUGGCUGCAUCCCGAGUCGAGGACCGAUAUCCGUCUUCGGUCACCACGUAAUAUAAAAUCGGCGGUAGAGGCGUAUAGACGACUCGGUCACAGCUUGGUUCUUUGCGGCUUUUUUGAGACGCCGAAGCCUAUACUCACCAGAAGUGAUGUCCGGCAUGUUGAGGCGAUUUCACGAUGCAGCUUGACUUCGUGUGCGACGCCGCAGCCUAGUGAAGAGGGAAAAGAAACAGAGUGUAGUGACUGGAGGCGGGAAAAGGUGUCUCAUAACGCUUUUAAUCCUUGUGAAAUGGUUAUGCAGUCAAGCGGGCCUAGAGGCGAUGCUGUUGCUGGCCUUACAGCUCAGCAACCAAGUGAAGGCGAGGUCUUCCACCUAGCCCCAGCAUUGAACGCAUCGGAAGACAGAGGGCUUCAAAGCACAGGUAGUGCCGAAGCUGAUGGCGAUGUUCAGAAGGAAGGACAAGAAGAGCUGACCCUUGAGGAUACUGAAUCGCGUGACACGAACGUGCAUUCGAUCGAUAACGAGAGUUCUGACGGUCCUCUGACUCCUCGGAUGGCCAACGCAGAGGACUCAAUCGCGAUCGAAGACCCUUUGUCACAGAGCCGAACCGGUUCCCAACAAAGACGAUCUUUAGGUAGCGAGAAUUUUCUCAGCUCGUCAAGCAUCUCUCAGAGCAGCCCUGGCUGCGAGCAGCAGGAAGUUACAGCUCGCGAGGACAAUGAGUUCGGCCAGCCGAGCCAGCAGACGUGCGGGAAUAGCGAGCUGGGCUCGGCAGGAGUCUCUCUACCGCAGAAACGAGAUGCUCUCAAACGUAGACAAUCUCCAGACAGCAGCAACCACGAGGCGGAGGGCGAAAGACGGGAUAAGAGGCCGAGACUAGAGAUGAGCUCGCCGCAGCCUCUGGACGAGUUGAGAGAUACGAUUGUGGUGCAGCCAGCGUCCGGUCUGGUGCGAGACCAGGGACCAAGUCAACCGCUGGAAGCUCCAUCGGUUCAGAUGCCUUGCGCAAUUGAAAUCGAAGACGAUAUUGAGUACGAGAUCCAGGAUAUCGUUGAAGAGUUUUAUCAGAGGAGAGGGAGGGGCAAGGCCAAGAUAUACAGCGUCAAGUGGAAGGAAUUUGCAUUACCCGAAGAUACCGAUGCGGUCAACAUGAAGGAUACGGAGGCUCUUGAUCGCUGGGAGGAGUUUACAAGAGACGCCCGAUUGGCAGAUGGAACGCUACCUGACGGUUUCCGUCGCGAGUUGCAGGCCUAA